UGGUAUUAGCAAUGGCGGAAUCAUAGAUGAAGCAGCCAAAACAGCAAAUAUCAUAAUGGCUGCUAGUGAUUUGCCAUAUGGACAAUUCACAUUUUCUCAAGAAGUACUGCAAACAACAGAAGAUGAUAAAUGGGCUAACAUCACAGUUGUCCGUUCUCAUGGAUCUUACAAGCAAAUUCACCUUUUGUAUAAGACAUUGAAUGGUACUGCAGUGGAAGGCAUAGACUUUGGUGUGACUUCAGAAGAGCUUAUUUUCAAACCCACUGAAACCGUUAAAACUAUUUAUGUUGAAAUCUAUGAUGAUGAUCUUCCAGAAGGUCCUGAGGAUUUUUCAAUAGUAAUUACAAAAGUAGAAUUACUGGAAAGUGGAUUUGAUUUUACAAUGAAAGAAAAUGGAUUGCAAAUUGACCAGCCACCUGAGAUAGGAAACGGUUCAGUAAUAAGAAUCAUUAUAUCAAAAAGUGACAAUGCAGAAGGCAUCAUUGAAUUUGAUCCCUCCCAUGCAAGACUUGAAGUGGAAGAAGAUGUUGGUUGGAUAAUGAUUCCAGUAUUUCGAAGAUUGGGCAGUUACGGUUUUGUGACAGCAGAUUUCAUAUCUAGAAGUAUUUCAGCUCUUCCAGAUGGGAUUGAUUAUAGUAUUACAAAUAAUUCAGUAAUUUUUCAUCAUGGCCAAAUACAGAGUUUUAUAAGCAUUUUAAUCAUAAAUGAUGAAGAAAGAGAAAAUGCUGAGCAGUUUGAAAUCCAACUAAUAGGUGCCAGUGGAGGAGCGGUUCUGGGACUUCACCUGGUGACCCAAAUAACUAUUGCUAAGAGUGACUCUCCACAUGGGAUUGUCCGCUUCCUCAAUGAAAGCCAAAUCAUUCUUCCCAACCCCAAUGUCUCAUUAACACUGUCCUUGGUACUUGAAAGAGCUGGAGAAUUGAUAGGAGAGUCUCAGAUUAUUUGGGACAUUUUAGGACCUAAUUCAGAGGUAAUUUUACCUCCUAUGAAUAGUGACAUCAGUGACCCAGUAAAUGGAUCAUUUUAUUUUGCGGAAGCAGAAGGUGGCUUGCGACAUAUCAACUUGAAAAUUUAUCCUCAUGAAGAAGUUGAAGUUCAAGAGACCUUCAUUAUAAGGUUGCGUGCUAUGAGGGGAGAAACAAGAAUAGAUCCCAAGGCUGCCAAUAUAACAGUAAAAAUUUUAAAGUUUGGUGAUCCCAAUGGGAUAGUGCAGUUUGUUCCUGAAUCCUUAUCUCCAAAGACUUUUGAGGAACCAUCAGCAUCUGAAGGUCCACUGAAUAUUGUGCUUUCCAUAAAGCGAAUUCAAGGCAUUAUGGGGAACAUCACGAUUUACUGGAAAUUAAGUAGUGAUUCUGAUACUACAAAUGAUUUUAUAACUAUGAGAGGUUCUGUUGUGAUUCCUGAUCUACAAAGGACUUCGAACAUUGUAAUUUCCUUGUUGCCUGAUGAUGUUCCUGAAAUAGAUGAGCAUUAUGAAGUGCAGCUUACUUCAGUGGAAGGAGGAGCUGAUUUGGAUCUGGAGAAAAGCAUUUCUAGAUUCAUGGUGGUUGCAAAUGAUGACCCAUAUGGAGUAUUUGCCUUGUAUGGUGAAAAACAGUCAGUACUAGUAGAGAAAGAUCUCAGCCGCCUUAUCCAGAUUAAUAUUUCUCGGCAUGCAGGGACUUUUGCAGAUGUAAUUGUACAGUACCAAAUUUCAUCUUUCAAUGAAGAAAAAGCAAUCACACCAGCCAACAGAGUGGGAAAGCUACACAUUAAAGCAGGCUCCAGUUAUGGAUUGAAAACAGUGCCAAUAUACACCCAGGUAUUUAUUUCCCUUGGCAUGAAUUUGACCCUGGAACUGAUCAAUGUAACGUUAGUUAAUAUUAGUGCCAAUAUUGCGCCUAAAAUAUUAGAGACAGCCAGGUUGGUCUCUUUUCCAAUUCCCAAAGAAGCUGCCAAUUCUCAGGUUGCCUUUGAUUCUAUUAUCUUGCGCCUUAACAAUAUUACAGCAGGAACAACUCAAGCUGUUAUAACUCGUAAAGGAAUAUAUGGCUCCAUUGUAGUAACUUGGAAUUCUGGAUAUCCACUGGGGCUCAUUCCACUAUACCUUCACCAAGGCAGUACUAUACCAGCCUCUGGCACAGUUACUUUUUCCCAUGGUGAACAAAACAAAACAAUUUUAUUGCAAGUUAUUCCAAAUGCAAAUAGUCCUGAGGUGUUUGCUGUACAUCUGGCUGCUGUGCAGAGUAAUGCAUCUGGUGGGGCUUGUCUAAGAUCAGAUUUCAUUAUUGCUGAGAUUGAGCCAAUGGGAGUCUUUCAAUUUGCUCCUAGCUCAAGGAACAUUUUAGUGAGGGAAGAUGUUCUAACAAUCAGAUUAAAUGUACAAAGACUUUUUGGUUAUCAAAGCAAUCUCACAAAGGUGUUCUAUCAGACCACUUCAGGAAGUGCCAAAUCAUUAGAAGACUUUGAACCUGCUCAUGAUGGAGAACUUGUUUUUGGAUUCCUUGAAAUUAACACAGUGUUGGAAAUCGUGGUAACUGAUGACAGCAUUUCAGAAGGGGAAGAAACGUUUUUUGUGAAUUUAACAUCUGUGAAUGUUUUAGAUGUUCAGGACCUUAACCCAGCUUGUAAUCCACGCCUGAAUCCAGAAUUUAGCAUUGCAUCAAUUACCCUACUGGCCAGUGAUGUCCACUAUGGAAUUUUAAGUCUUGAACCAACGAUUAUUUACACUGAAGAAGACAGCAAUAACAUUGCUUCCAACACUAUUCUGAUUCAUAUCAGAAGGACUCAGGGAUUUGUGGGAAAUAUCUCUGUAAAUAUAAAAACUUUUGGUGCAAUAAAUGCCCAAAGUGGGGCAGAUACAUUUCCUUUUGAAAUUAUCCCUGUGGUUUCUAAUCUUACCUGGGCAAUCGAAGGUACGGACUUUGAAGAGAUGGCUCUGUCUGUCACAUUAUUGGAUGGGGAACGAGAAAGCAAAGUGUCUGUCACAAUUCUUGAUGAUGACGAACCUGAAGGGGAAGAAUUCUUUUAUGUUGUUCUUUCUGAACCUCAAGAUGGAGCCCAGAUUACAGAAAGCAUAGAUGAAUAUGGGUUUAAAGGUUUUUCCACAAUAAUUAUCAAAGGAAAUGAUCUUCAGAAUGGAAUUCUAGGAUUCAGUGAAGAAACUCAACAUGGUCUUGUGCUUGAUGAAGAUUCAGAAAAGAGGAAAGUAGAACUCUUUGUCACCCGACAGCCAAACAGGGCUUUUGAAGAUGUGAAAGUGUCUUGGCGUGUAACUUUUAAUCAAACAUCAGUUGUCCUGCACAGUAAUGGCACCAAUCUGGCAAAUGAACUGAUAGCUGUCACAGGGGUUACCACUUGUAAGGCUGGCCAAGUACAGUGCAUGGUUUCUAUUGAGAUCCAGCCUGAUAAUGAUGCUGAAUCUGAGAUCUGUUUUUUUGUGGAACUGUAUGAUGUGGGGGAAGGAGCAGCUUUAAAUGAGAGUGCCAGAUUUGCAAACAUUAUAGUUCCAGAGAGUGAUUCUGUGCAGAAGGAUCUCAUCUACUUUGCUGUGGGGUCUCGUCUGGCUGUGGCCCAUAUGAAAACCACUUCAAUUAGACUCCAAGUAGUUAGAGAUUCUGACACAGCAUUUCCUAUCUCCGUCGGCUACAGGACUCAGGAGCUGUUGAGACCUGAAACUUUUGGCCGUGUAAUCAUAUCGCCUGCCAUUUCCGGACAAGAUUUUAUUGCUUCUGAAGGAACAUUGUCUUUUGAAUCUGGACAGAGAAAUGCUCUGAUGAGUAUAAUACUCAACCCAAAGAAUGAAUAUCUAAAUUUAUUUCCUAAACGCUUCCAAGUUAUGCUGUUCAAUCCUACAGGUGGUGCCAGAAUUGAUGCCAUCUAUGGUAUUGCCAACAUCACCAUCGUUUCUGAUUCAAACUCCCAAGCAAUCUGGAGUCUGACUGAUCAGCUGUUUCAACCACUUGAUGAUAUUAUUUUGAACACAAUCCUCCAACAUCUAAAUAUCAAAAUAAUCCAAGAAAAUACAGAGGAGCAACUUUCUGCUGUGAUGUAUAUCAUAGAUAAGGUAAUAUCUGAAGGAGAAAUACAGGCACUCACUGAUCGAAACAGAAAUCUUUUGUAUGAAAUCCUCUGUGCACUAGCUGAUCCCAAACGCAAAGAUACUCGAGGCUAUAGCUUCCUUGCUGAUAUUACAGAGAAAUUUGCUUUUUCUCUUCCUGUUGGUGAAAAGUGUGGCUCACAGGGUGAAAGAGGUAAAACUUUCCUUGACCAUUGCCCUUAUAUUGUAAUCACAUCACAUCACUGGUAUCCACAACAAAUCAAUGGGCAUAAAUUUGAUGGAAAAGAUGGGGAUUUCAUUAGAGUUCCUGACCAUUUGUUAGAAGUUUCUGCUUCAUCCCAGUCUAAUGAUGAUGCAACUUGUAGGUUCAUUCAAGUCACUGAAUAUAGUAGCCAGCAAUGGUUUACAGCAGAUGGUAGAGGAAUUGCCCUAAAAAAUAAGAUUUUUUCAAUGAGCUUGAAGGGACAGAGUCCAGUUCAGCUAAAAGAUAACAAUGAGGUCAUCUACCGGAUUUAUUCAACAGACAGUCAUAUAAUCCCUCAUAAAUCUUUGUGUCUUGUUUGGAAUCAGAUUGCUGAAAGUUGGCUGUCUAAUGCUCAAUUCUGUAAGCUGAUGGAUGAUUCCUCCAAUUACGUGGAAUGUUCUUGUUCACAUAUGUCAGUUUACGCAGCUAGUGCACAGACAGACAGCUUCUCUUCUUACAAUGAAGCUUUCUUUUCUUCUGGUUUCAUCUGUAUUUCUGGCUUCAUCUUGGCUCUAUUUUCAUAUUUCUUAUGUACCAGAGCAUCAAUGUUUGCUGCUAAACUCCUCACUCAUAUGAUGGUUGCCUGCUUGGGUUCUCAGAUAUCAUUUCUGGCUUCAGCUUACACAAGUCAACAGCUCUCUGAAGAAAGUUGCUCUGCUUUGGGUUCAGUUACCCAUUAUCUCUACCUUUGUCAGUUCAGUUGGAUGCUUAUUCAGGCUGUUAAUUUUUGGUAUAUCUUGGUGAUGAACGAUGAACACACAGAACGGCGUUAUCUAAUUUUUUUUCUUUUGGGUUGGGGUCUUCCAGCCCUUGUUGUGAUACUAUUACUAAUUAUCCUGCGAGGAAUCUAUCAUCAUAACGUACCACAGAUUUAUGGCCUGAUUCACAAUGACCUGUGCUUCAUUCCAAAUAUUUAUGCAGCCCUUUUUACUGCUGCCCUGGUACCACUAGUAUGCCUGGUGGUAGUGUUUGUGGUGUUCAUCCAUGUUUAUCAAGUGACACCCCAGUGGAAAGCUUAUGAUGAUGUAUUUAGAGGAAGAACCAAUGCAGCAGAGAUCCCAUUGGUUUUGUACUUAUUUGCCCUCAUUUCCACGACAUGGCUAUGGGGAGGAUUGCACAUGGCUUACAGGCAUCUAUGGAUGCUGGUUUUCUUUGUCAUUUUCAACAGUCUACAAGGUCUUUAUGUCUUUGUGGUAUAUUUCAUUUUACACAACCAACUCUGCUGCCCUGUGAAAGCCAGCUAUACAGUUGAAAUGAAUGGAAAUACUAGCUCGAGUUCUACAUUUUUCACUCAUGGAAGUGGAAUGCCGUUGGCAGGGGAAGAAAUCAGCAAGUCUACUCAAAAUCUUAUUGCUGCUAUGGAAGAGAUGCCAGCAGACUGGGAGAGGGCAUCCCCAAGAACAGGCACCGAGGCCAGGGCUGUUUUUAAGCAAAGCCCACAGAAUGGCAAUGCCUACAUAGCUGCUGGAGGAUUUAGGAGCAGUUCUUUGAUGGCAGAUGAAGAAUCACAAGAGUUUGAUGAUUUAAUAUUUGCUUUAAAAACUGGUGCUGGUCUCAACAUCAGUGACACUGAAUCAUGUCAUGGCAGCCUGGAUGGAAGUACAAUAGCUAAUUCCCAAAUUGUUGAACUUAGAAGAAUACCUAUAGCAGAUACUCAUCUCUAA
This is a messenger RNA of Thamnophis sirtalis, 5947 nucleotides long. Lineage: Eukaryota; Metazoa; Chordata; Lepidosauria; Squamata; Natricidae. The record is from RefSeq and is a predicted model, not a curated record.